CAAAGUAUAUGUGGCUCUCGCAGAUCCUGGUAUGUACACACCAAUCAAUCACCUACAUGCUUUUAAACUGAUUCAAGAAACCAAUAACAUCUCAUCCUUCCUAGGCUUCAAUGGCAACUUCAUCAAUCACUGCAACUGCCUUUUAUUCUUCUUUCCAUGGAAGUUGGGGAAACUCCAUAGCUGGUGAAGAUUAUCCCACCAUGCUGGCAAAGACUACCACUACCUGGGUUCGAGUAGGAAACCCGUUAAGAUUCGGCCCAAUGAUGGGAAACGUGAACGAAGGAAAAGGACUAUUCGCUCGAGUAGUCGUCGUCACUCGUAACAUCGUUGGGAAGAAGCGCUUCAACCAGCUUAGAGGAAAAGCAAUUGCUCUACACUCACAGGUAAUCACAGAGUUCUGUAAGUCCAUAGGGGCAGAUUCAAAGCAACGGCAAGGGCUCAUUCGUCUGGCAAAAAAGAAUGGAGAAAGACUUGGAUUCUUAGCUUGAUAACACAACAAGACAUUUUGAAUUCUAGUUUGUAUCGACAUCAAUACUAUUCUUUCUCAAUAUAAAAGAAAUUUAUGUCACUUCAGCUC
Cynara cardunculus var. scolymus (artichoke) is the source of this 577-nucleotide messenger RNA. Its product is annotated as protein PROTON GRADIENT REGULATION 5, chloroplastic-like. The transcript has 2 exons. The record is from RefSeq and is a predicted model, not a curated record. Bases 111 to 488 code for a protein of 125 amino acids. Gene Ontology annotation, molecular function: electron transfer activity. Gene Ontology annotation, cellular component: chloroplast. Lineage: Eukaryota; Viridiplantae; Streptophyta; Magnoliopsida; Asterales; Asteraceae. Gene Ontology annotation, biological process: photosynthetic electron transport in photosystem I; response to high light intensity.